UUCAUCGAGACUCAUUGUUUUGGCUAGCAGAGAACUCUAGAAGCAGCAGCAGGAAGAGAAAUAAAGGUAAAAGCUUUCAGAAUCAUCUCCGCAACGUUGUCGACCUGCAAAAAUGGAGACACCACCAAAAGAUGAAACACAAAACCCUCCUCCGAGACCAGCCAUGGCUUCAUGUAGGAGGAAGGUAAAGGAAGAUGCCACUUUCUUUGAGGACGUCAAAGAUCACAUCGAUGAGUUCAUCCAUGCCUCCAUGGAUGAACACAAGACCUGUUUCCAGAAGACCAUCAGCAAGAUGUUUGGAUUAUCCAAGGCUGUGGCUGAGAAGCAGGCCGAGGGAGGAGUCGAGAGUCAGUUGCCUCUUCAAACGACAGUGUCGGAUUAAAGAGUUUGGUUCCUUCUCAUCCCGUGAGCUUCGAAGAUACCACAUGUCUCUGACGGUGAAUAAUCAAUCUUUUGAGUUUGUGUUAAUUACUCUUGGUAGUUCCCAAAAUAUAUAUAACUUUGGAAAACAGUGAAGCCCUUUGUUAUAUAUAAU
Molecule: messenger RNA, 535 nt
Organism: Brassica oleracea var. oleracea
Lineage: Eukaryota; Viridiplantae; Streptophyta; Magnoliopsida; Brassicales; Brassicaceae
Exons: 4
Coding region: 113-382 (89 amino acids)
Source: RefSeq, a predicted model, not a curated record